UGGCAUACGAGGGGAUUCCACGAACAUUCUACGCAUGUACAAUGUGUAUCUCUCAUAUUUUCGUAUUUCUAUACUGUUUCCUUUGUUUUAGUCUUCGACUGUACGCCUUCGGAGGACGUUGACAAUCUAUCUCCGCGAGAGGACUUAGAAAUUUUCACAGGAUGGCAUAGGAGGCGUACCCACGAAGACUUUACGCAAGUAGAAUGUAGUAUCUUUCACAUUUUCGAAAUGCUGUACUAUUUUUUUUGUUUCAGACAUCAUUCUGUGCUUUCGGAGGGCCUUGAAAAUCUAUCUCCGCGAGAGGACUUAGAAAUUUUCACAGAAUGGCAUAGGAGGGGAUUCCACGAACAUUCUACGCAAGUCCAAUGUGUAUCUCUCAUAUUUUCGUAUUUCUAUACUGUUUCCUUUGUUUUAGUCUUCGACUGUACGCCUUCGGAGGACGUUGACAAUCUAUCUCCGCGAGAGGACUUAGAAAUUUUCACAGGAUGGCAUAGGAGGGGAUUCCACGAACAUUCUACGCAAGUACAAUGUAGUGUCUUUCACAUUUUCGAAAUGCUAUACUAUUUUUUUUGUUUCAGACAUCAUUCUGUGCUUUCGGAGGGCCUUGAAAAUCUAUCUCCGCGAGAGGACUUAGAAAUUUUCUCAGGAUGGCAUAGAAGGAGUACCCACGAUGACUUUACGCAAGUAGAAUGUAGUAUCUUUCACAUUUUCGAAAUGCUGUACUAUUUUUUUUGUUUCAGACAUCAUUCUGUGCUUUCGGAGGGCCUUGAAAAUCUAUCUCCGCGAGAGGACUUAGAAAUUUUCACAGAAUGGCAUAGGAGGGGAUUCCACGAACAUUCUACGCAAGUCCAAUGUGUAUCUCUCAUAUUUUCGUAUUUCUAUACUGUUUCCUUUGUUUUAGUCUUCGACUGUACGCCUUCGGAGGACGUUGACAAUCUAUCUCCGCGUGAGGACUUAGAAAUUUUCACAGGAUGGCAUAGGAGGCGUACCCACGAAGACUUUACGCAAGUAGAAUGUAGUAUCUUUCACAUUUUCGAAAUGCUAUACUAUUUUUUUUGUUUCAGACAUCAUUCUGUGCUUUCGGAGGGCCUUGAAAAUCUAUCUCCGCGAGAGGACUUAGAAAUUUUCACAGAAUGGCAUAGGAGGGGAUUCCACGAACAUUCUACGCAAACAUCAUUCUGUGCUUUCGGAGGGCCUUGAAAAUCUAUCUCCGCGAGAGGACUUAGAAAUUUUCUCAGGAUGGCAUAGAAGGAGUACCCACGAUGACUUUACGCAAGUAGAAUGUAGUAUCUUUCACAUUUUCGAAAUGCUGUACUAUUUUUUUUGUUUCAGACAUCAUUCUGUGCUUUCGGAGGGCCUUGAAAAUCUAUCUCCGCGAGAGGACUUAGAAAUUUUCUCAGGAUGGCAUAGAAGGAGUACCCACGAUGACUUUACGCAAGUAGAAUGUAGUAUCUUUCACAUUUUCGAAAUGCUGUACUAUUUUUUUUGUUUCAGACAUCAUUCUGUGCUUUCGGAGGGCCUUGAAAAUCUAUCUCCGCGAGAGGACUUAGAAAUUUUCACAGAAUGGCAUAGGAGGGGAUUCCACGAACAUUCUACGCUAGUACAAUGUGUAUCUCUCAUACCACAAGGAAAGGGACUUAGAAAUUUCUGUGCCUUCCGGGGACUUUGACAAUCUACCACCAGGAAGGGACUUAGAAAUUUCUGUGCCUUCCGGGGACUUGACAAUCUACCACCAGGAAGGGACUUAGAAAUUUCUGUGCCUUCCGGGGACUUUGACAAUCUACCACCAGGAAGGGACUUAGAAAUUUCUGUGCCUUCCGGGGACUUUGACAAUCUACCACCAGGAAGGGACUUAGAAAUUUCUGUGCCUUCCGGGGACUUGACAAUCUACCACCAGGAAGGGACUUAGAAAUUUCUGUGCCUUCCGGGGACUUUGACAAUCUACCACCAGGAAGGGACUUAGAAAUUUCUGUGCCUUCCGGGGACUUUGACAAUCUACCACCAGGAAGGGACUUAGAAAUUUCUGUGCCUUCCGGGGACUUUGACAAUCUACCACCAGGAAGGGACUUAGAAAUUUCUGU
Messenger RNA from Vespula vulgaris, 2081 nucleotides. RefSeq lists its product as uncharacterized. NCBI's taxonomy places the organism in Eukaryota, Metazoa, Arthropoda, Insecta, Hymenoptera, Vespidae. The coding region runs from base 229 to 1200 and encodes 323 amino acids. The record is from RefSeq and is a predicted model, not a curated record. The transcript has 2 exons.